AUGGUGAUGGAUUCAGAUGCUACUAGAAAUGAAGGUUCUGAUGACACUGAUUUUAGCUUUGCAUUCAACGAUUCUACUUUUUCAGAUAGAAUCAUUCAACUCGAAAUCAUGAACGAUCUUUUUGAAGUUUGUACUAAUGCCGAGAGUUGCUUCACAAGUGCAAAUCGAACUAGUCGCAACGAAUGGAGAAGGGAGGACAUCCAGAAAGACAAUGACUUAUUUUUGGAACAGCCUAACAUAGAUGAUUGUGCGCCGCAUAAGCAUCAUGAUGCAGAGGUAGAAGCAAUGGUUGAAGUGUCCACGACUGGUUAUAUGGCUGUUAACGCUGAUGAGAUUGCAAAUUUUCACAUGGACUACUCUGCAGUUGUUAAAGUGAAGACAUUGUAUGUCAGCUCCGCCAUCCUAGCCGUGAAGAGCUUGUUCUUCUACAAGCUCUUUUCUAACGGGAUGAUGGAGUCCAAGCAGAAGCACAUCAUCCUAAGAAUCACUGCAUCUGAGGAAGCUCCAUUCAUGGAACUUUUGAAAUUUAUGUACAACAGUUCUCUAAACGUCACCUCACCGCCUAGCUUACUGGAUGUCUUAAUGGCAGCAGACAAGUUCAAUGUAGCGUCUUGCAUGAGAUACUGUAUCCGGGUAUUGUUGAACAUACCCAUGAAACUAGAGUAUGCAUUGCUCUACCUAGAGCUUCCUUAUAGUGUCGUGAUGGAUGAUGUUGUUCUGCCAUUGAUUGUAGCAGCAAAACAGUAUCUCGUUUCUCGUUACAAGGACAUCAUAAAGCAUCGGGAGGAGUUGAUGGGAUUUCCACUUGCUGGGGUUGUAGCAUUAUUAUCCAGCGAUGAGUUGCAGGUCGCAUCUGAGGAUGUAGUGUGCGACUUCAUGCUGAUGUGGGCUCGAACCCAAUACCCAAGACUGGAAGAGAGGAAAGAAGUUAUAAGAGCAAAACUUAUCCCCUUCAUCCGCUUCCCAUACAUGACAUGUCGCAAGCUGAAGAUGGUCCAGAGUUGCAAUGAAUUCGAACAUGAAGUCACUUCUAAGCUAGUAUUUGAUGCCUUGUAUUUCAAGGCUCAGGCACCACACCAGAAACGAAUACUAGCGGCGGAAUCGACUUCCAUUAACCGCUUCUUUAUUGAGCGGUCAUACAAGUAUCGUCCCAUUAAAGUUGUGGAAUUUGAAUUUCCACUUCAACAGUGUGUGGUCUACUUAGACCUAAGGCGGGAGGAGUGUGCCAACUUGUUCCCCUCUGGCCAAGUUUGUUCACAGGCCUUCCAAUUAGGCGGUCAUAGGUUUUUCUUGUCAGCGCAUUGUAGUAUGGACCAACAGAGCUUCUACCAUUGCUUCGGUUUUUAUUUUGGCAUGCAGGAGAAGGACUCUGCGAACUUCAGUGUUGAGUAUGAAUUUGCUGUUCGGUCGAGGCCUACCUUAGAAUACAUUAGCAAAUAUAAAGGCAACUUUAUAUUUACCGGGGGACGAGCAGCGGUCGGUUACAGAAAUUUUUUGUCCACACCUUGGACAUCGUUCAUGGCAGAGGACAACCUAAUUUUCUUCAUUAACGGUGUUCUCCAUCUUAGAGUUGAGAUAACAAUGAGAAACUAG
Molecule: messenger RNA, 1593 nt
Organism: Vicia villosa (hairy vetch)
Lineage: Eukaryota; Viridiplantae; Streptophyta; Magnoliopsida; Fabales; Fabaceae
Product: BTB/POZ domain-containing protein POB1-like
Exons: 6
Coding region: 1-1593 (530 amino acids)
Biological process (GO): response to red light
Cellular component (GO): nucleus
Molecular function (GO): protein binding
Source: RefSeq, a predicted model, not a curated record